GUUAUUGUUGUUAGAGACAUAUAACGAGCGAGGCCGUUACUUACUUAUAUAUCUCUGUGCUAUUGCCGGAAUCGUUCUUUCAACUCACCGGAAAAGCAUCGAUCAUAUCGUCGCCGGCGAGAGGCCAUGGUGAAUCCCUUGGUGGAACGUGCCACGAGCAGCAUGCUCGUGGGCCCUGAUUGGGCCUUGAACAUGGAGAUCUGUGACAUACUCAAUCGUGACCCUGGAAUGGGGUAUAUUCACUCUCAGAUCAAUUCAGCUCUUGAUAGGCUUAAAGAAGAUUGGACACAGCAGAGCACAAUGAAGGUGGUGCAGUACCUGUAAAGACUCUAAUGCUGGAGUUAAAGAGUGAUUCUGGCAGAGUAACAAUAUAUAUUGAAUCUAAGAUCUUACAGCUAAAGGGGAGGAGGCAUGUAUUUACAGGUGAAGGUGGUGGAUGCGUGAUAGUUACCAAACCCAGUGGGUUGGUGGUGAUAGACAGCCAUAUUUCGGCGAUAAAGAUGGGGGACUAAUGUUGUCCUGGUUAAGAUCAAUGUUCAGGGGCCAUCUAGAGGUUCUUAAAUGACAAGGCGUAACUAAUGUGGAAGAAGAAAGGGUAUAUGGGCCUUGUUGAGUGGGCAAUACCUCAUAAAUGCAAUCUGUACCUUCCUGUGCACCAUGUGCUGGAAUGAAUCCUCUAGAUGAUCUGUAGUGAGAUGUUUGCUUGGGCCAACUAGAGGCUGGGUUUCCAGGUUCAUUCUGUCUUAACUGAGGCAUUGUGGGGGACAUAUGUGUGGGGCCCACCGAUUUUUGCUUAUAUGGGAUGGUCCAGAACAGAUAUAAAUGUUUAACUGGAAUUUUAUGUAUAUAAUUAUAAUUUUGCUUCCUGGUUUGUCUUUGAGAGUUUGCUAACUCAGUUUGGUUAUGAUUUAUCAGGCAUGCAAAGGAUGUUGUUAAAGGUUUAAAGAAGCGGAUUGGAAGUAAAGUUCCUAGAGUUCAAAUUCUUGCACUGACUCUGCUGGAGACAAUCAUAAAGAAUUGUGGGGACAUUAUCCACAUGCAUGUUGCCGAGAGAGAUGUUCUUCAUGAGAUGGUGAAAAUAGUAAAGAAGAAGCCUGAUUACCAUGUCAGAGAGAAGAUAUUGAUUCUUAUAGAUACUUGGCAAGAAGCUUUUGGAGGGCCAAGGGCAAGAUAUCCACAGUAUUAUGCAGCAUACCAGGAACUUUUGCAUGCUGGGGCAGCAUUCCCUCAGAGGUCUAAGCAAUCUGCACCUGUAUUCACGCCGCUACAAACACAACCAUUGUCAUCAUACCCUCAAAAUAUACGAGACACUGUUGCUCAGCAAGACGCAGCUGAGCCCUCAGCGGAGUCUGAGUUUCCAGCCCUUAGUUUGUCUGAAAUUCAGAAUGCACGCGGUAUUAUGGAUGUUCUUGCAGAAAUGCUCAAUGCAUUAGACCCUGGUAACAAAGAAGGGCUUCAGCAGGAAGUUAUUGUUGAUUUAGUGGAGCAAUGUCGAACAUACAAGCAGAGAGUGGUAAACCUUGUUAAUUCAACUUCGGACGAGUCACUGCUAUGCCAAGGCCUAGCUCUGAAUGAUGAUCUGCAGCGUGUCCUGGCCAAACAUGAAUCCAUUGCUUCAGGAACUUCUGCUCAAAAUCCUGCUGAGAAACCGAAACCUGCACCUACUGGAGCACUUGUAGAUGUUGAUGAUCCUUUGGUUGAUAUUGGAGAUACUAGUAAACAAACAGAUGUGAGAUCGUCUUCUAGUGCUGGAGCUGGGUCUCAAACAUUGAAUCAGUUAAUGCUUCCUGCACCCCCAACAUCAAAUGGAUCAGUCCCCCCUGCAAUGGUUGAUCCCCAAGUGGACCUACUCAGUGGUGAAGACUAUAACUCACCAAAAGCAGAGACUUCACUUGCUCUUGUUCCUCUAGGAGAACAGCAGCCAGCCAGCCCUAUAUCUCAACAGAAUGCCCUUGUUCUUUUUGAUAUGUUUUCUAAUGGAAGCAAUGCACCUAUUUCUGUUAAUACCCAGCUAAUUAAUGUUGCUGGCCAAACCAGUCCGUUAGCUCCUCAAUUUCAACAACAGACUUUCAUAUCUCAAGGACUGUUUUACCCUAAUGUAAGUGUGCCAAAUGUGGGGUCACCUCGAUAUGAGCAAUCACCUUUUGCCCAGAGCACAGGUCCUUCUUGGAAUGGCCAGGUUGCGCAACAGCAACAGCCUCCUUCACCAGUUUAUGGUACAGCAAGUGGUGGAUCAUUUCCGCCACCUCCCUGGGAAGCGCAACCUACAGAUAAUAAUAGUCCAGUAGCAGGCAGUCAAUACCCACAACCACUGCAAGUGUCUCAAAUGAUUAUGACGAGUAUACAGAGUGGUACACAUCCUCAGGGACCUCAAGCAAUGGGGCAUGACCAGGCUGUUGGAAUGUAUAUGCAGCCACAUGCUGGCCAUAUGUCAACGAUCAAUAACCAUGUCCAAAGCAAUCAAUUAGGCUUGUACCGACAGCAUAUUCAGGGUGCUGCUGGUCCCUAUAUGGGCAUGGUUUCACAUCAAAUGCAUAAUAGUCCCGUGGCUUCCAUGUAUCCUCAACAGAUGCAUGGCAACCAAUUCGGAGGAUAUGGCUAUGGUCAGCAACCAGGAGUUCAAUAUCUUGAGCAGCAAAUGUAUGGUUUAUCUGUGAGAGAUGACGGUGCUCCGAAAAAUUCUUACCAGGUUUCUUCUCCAUCCUAUGUGCCACCGGGGAAGCCUUCCAAGCCAGAAGAUAAGUUAUUUGGGGACCUUGUUAAUAUGGCAAAAGUGAAACCAAAACCUACUCCUGACCAAACUGGUAGCAUGUAAAACUGUGAUUGGGCUUGCAUUUUUCACCUGUUUGCUAAAUCUUGUCGUCUAUUUUCUUGAUUCUUUUCAUUUUUGUUUUACAUAUAUUAAUUAUAAUAAUGUAUGUACAUUAUUUAUUUUGUUAUCCAUAAAGUGUUGCUUGUUUGGCAAUUGGCAA
This is a messenger RNA of Glycine soja, 2972 nucleotides long. Its product is annotated as TOM1-like protein 9. The record is from RefSeq and is a predicted model, not a curated record. Lineage: Eukaryota; Viridiplantae; Streptophyta; Magnoliopsida; Fabales; Fabaceae. Gene Ontology annotation, biological process: protein transport to vacuole involved in ubiquitin-dependent protein catabolic process via the multivesicular body sorting pathway. Gene Ontology annotation, molecular function: phosphatidylinositol binding; ubiquitin binding. Bases 1037 to 2815 code for a protein of 592 amino acids. The transcript is spliced from 10 exons.